AUGUUAUGUAAAUUACUAAUUUUGAGUUUAAUUGAUUUGAUAAUUUGUAAAAAUGACUGGGAUCAAAUGAUCGAUAGAAUUGAUUUUUUAAUAAAAAAAAGUUAUUUAAUAAUUGAAUGUAAUAAUGAUGAAAUCGAAAUCAUUCGCAAAGUGAAUACUUUUGAUGAAUUAACUUUCAAUUUCAAAUGUCAAAAUCGUGAAAAGAUUUUCCAACAUGAAAUUGAUCAAGUUCAAAUUGUCAAUUUUGAGAAAACAUCAAUUGAAUGUGAAAAGAAAGGAUUCAAAAUGAAGGGACAUCUUAGCCGAGAGAAACCAUCGAAAGAUAAAGAUACAAAUGGUGUCGAAUGGCCAUUUGUUCAAACAGAUUAUGGAGAAAAAAAGAAAAGUGAUCCGAUCAAAAUGAAAUUUUUCGAUAAAACACAACAAAUGGAUUUGGUUUUCGAUAAAGUUCAUUGGAAUAAUUUAUCAAAUAUAAACAACAGUUUCGAGUUUUAUUUGAAAUUUGUCAAUCGACCGAUGAUUUGUAAAUUUACUUUUCAUUUUAAAUCCAAAGAUUUCAAUAAGACUUCGUGUCAAUCAAUUCAAAUUGAUGAUCAACAAAUAAAUCCAAAAUGUUUCUACGAAGUUAAUUCUUUUCUUUUCGAAACAAAAUCCAAUUUGUCUUCUUUAUUUUCAAAGGUUAGUGCAACUCAAACUCCAUCAUCUCAACGAUUAGAUGAAAUGAUUGAGAAGAUGAUGAUUCACAUCAAUAAAACUCAAGAAAAUUAUCUUUAUUUAACAUCAAUUUCGACUAAUACUAUGACAAUUACACUUACAAAUGAUAAGAACAAAGUAGAUUCAUUGAAAACAAACAAAAAGAAUACGAAACAAUCUGAUACAAAGAAGAACAAGAAGAAGAAACUGGAAAAGAAAAACAACUCGAUUUGGACUUUUGUUGGAUUAGGUACCUUUGCUUUACUUUUCAUUACAAUCGGAAUUGCAAUUCUUUGCAAAAAAUCAUCCAAAUCACGUCGAAUGAAUCGAACGAACAGUAACUCAUCAUAUUAA
Messenger RNA from Adineta ricciae, 1047 nucleotides. The record is from the annotation of a GenBank genome assembly. Lineage: Eukaryota; Metazoa; Rotifera; Eurotatoria; Adinetida; Adinetidae.